CCUGGGAAUUCACGACCCAACUUCGUGCUGUGUUACGCCUUCUUCGAAACUGAAUAUGUGCCUAGGUACCUAGCUAUAUCACUCAGAGCCUGGCGCAUUAUUUGAAUAUCUGAACCCAACUUUUGCAACAGCGUCAUUUUCCAAUUCUCAUCCCAAGAACCGCGUUCUCAUGACGUGCCACUGCCGACCCGAAGCUCGCGGCAGUGUUUAAUUGUACAUCAAGCACCCAUUCCAUUAAUAGAUAUAUACGCAUCAGUUCCCAUACAUAUGAUCAUGGCUCCAGCAUCAAUAUCGAGCAUAUCCUCCGAUUCUGGAGAGGAAAGAACCCCCAAACGCCCAACCCCAUUCGGACACAAACACGUUGGCCGCGAAGGUCGGAUACUCCUCAAGAUGAGGAAUAAGUUGAGGCGGUAUCCACAAUACUGGGCAGGAGAUCCUUUUGGUCUCAGAGACAGCAACCUCCUCUAUGGCACCUCCGCCGACUUCAUCGACAUAACAAAGUACAUGGGGACUUGCCACCUCGCCAGGAUUGCCUUUUUGAAACCAGGCGAGGACAUUAUGCGUGACAGCAAAAUACAAUGGACGUCAGAAAACGACAAUUUGUGCAAGAUGAUCGUAUCAAGAUGUGGUGGGAAAGCCAAUGGCCUCCCAAUAUCCCAAGAUCUUGUCUAUCCUCAAGCAUUGAAGAAGCAUCACGUCAAGGUUGAUGUCAAGAUUGUCCUCUCCAGUUUUGCCGCGACUCGCUAUGGUGUGUCCUGGGGCACUCUUUCGACUCGCGCGGACAAGAUCCAGAUUUUCAAGGGCCCUGAAGCAUUUACCCCUAGGCAUUCGUGGGAUGCCAUGAUUAUGCACGAUUGCACCGUUACCGGGGAGGGCGAUCUCUGUGAAUCUGAUGCGAUUGCCUCUUGGAAAUGGGACAUUCUCUUGAUGAAGAUGAGCGACGACUACAGCUUCCCUUGGCUCCCUGUCUCUAUCCGAGAGGCUUCUUCCUUUCAACGUCCGGAAAGAGACCCACACCGCGAGUGUUAUCCAUGUACCAGCCCCAAACUCGGACCUCGAAAGCGAUUCUUCCCAUUUCUUCAAAAAUGAGAUCUCUUAGGAUACGUAAUAUUGCAGCGAAUUGGCACUGGAAUUGAUUGCUUUGGUUGGAGUAGAAACUUGAGCACAUCUUAUGGGUAGCGAUAACAUUUUAAUAGGGGUUUGUGAGGGGAGGGUCCUGUAUUUUAGCAGGCGGACUGGACACCUUCCUAACACCACAAACCUCAGGUCUAAGCGUUGCAUUCUGCGUGAUUCAUUAUGGUCUUUAUUAAUUCACUCUUCAUAUACACCCUGAUCUAACUAAAUAUGUGCUUAAUAUAGAACUUUUCCGCCAGCACCAGUGACAGGCAUUCCGCCAGGGAGUUCCGUGAGCCCUGUGAUAUAGCCAUUAGAAACGGUUCUCCAAAAACUACGUGCAUACAUACACACACAGACAGACAAGAGAAAGAGGGCAAUAAAAACGAUCAGGGAAAUAGGGAAAGGAAACAGAGAGAGAUCACUCACAGCCAUCAAUAUCCUCAUUAACA
Molecule: messenger RNA, 1565 nt
Organism: Annulohypoxylon truncatum
Lineage: Eukaryota; Fungi; Ascomycota; Sordariomycetes; Xylariales; Hypoxylaceae
Exons: 5
Coding region: 268-1089 (273 amino acids)
Source: RefSeq, a predicted model, not a curated record